Phytomonas sp. EM1 is the source of this 3297-nucleotide messenger RNA. The record is from the annotation of a GenBank genome assembly. Lineage: Eukaryota; Euglenozoa; Kinetoplastea; Trypanosomatida; Trypanosomatidae.
AUGCAAAGAUUGUUUGGCCGGGUCCAAUGCCUUGGGGCAAAAGCUCUUGUUCUCAACGUAUUGACCCUACUUUCAAGACCCUCAAAGGGGAUCGAGCUUGUCGAAAUGGCUCGCGUUGUGUGUAUGACGAUUUCUCGUUUAAAUAGGGAAAUACACGUAAAGCGUUUGGUAUUGAGGCCCCUGCAAAUAUUAAAGUAUUUUAUGCUGAUAAAAAAGGAUGCCUUCUACUUCCACUAUCGCGAGGUACAUUGUGUGCUUCUGAAAAAUAAGCGGCCAUAAGACGUACCGCGAAGCCUCAGUUCGCGUCUAAUAGAUCUAAACAACACUAUUGGCCGAAUCGACUCCAUGGCAAAUGGUGUGCAUCACACGUUUGUCUAUGUUUUGUAUCAAGAAACAUUUUGUAACAUCUUAUACUAGCACAUGUGGGUGUGGGGCACAGACUAAUUGAUUUUCUCACCCAUUCAAUCAGGGAGCUCAUUAUGAUGCAGAUGAUCGUUUUCAUACUUUAGUCUACACUCUCUGAACAUUUUUGGCACCAUAGCUCUUCAUCAGUUUAAAAUUAAACGGGUGCGCACUGCUAUAGGGACCUAACCCUUCGGGGAUAUCAGCUUCUGUUUUGAUAAGAAGUUUUUCCCAUCGGGAGACUAUUGUUGAAGGGAAUGUCGUCACAUGAUCGGUCAGGGAGAUAGUUUUUCCUUCUUCAAUUUACCUUGGCUCAGGUCUUGCAGGUUGAGUUGCAAAUGAUCAACAUAGUCGUAUGACAUACACUUCUUUCGUCCAAGUUCUAUAAUCACAUUUAAGAAUCACUCGUUAAUGUGCACUUGCCCCUCAUUGUUGAAUUUUUACUCUUGUUGGGAUUAAAAUACUCCUAAAAAUUGUUUGCCUUAAUUUGUCAGUUCUGACAAAGAGGGGGCUUUUCAUUUUUUAUCCAUUUACUUGAUCCUAGCCGCUACAAAAUUAAUUAACCUACAACCAAAGCUUCUUUAUUCUAUAUUCUACUACCUGACUUCUUACAUUACCUUCAGUAGGAUGACCUACAAACUACUGCGUCUCUGCUGAGUGUUGUUUUUGGAAGUUCGAUAUACAACAUGUGUCUCAUCAGCAGCCAGUGAUCUGUACGGGGAAGGAGUACAUAAUAUCUAGUGUAAAAUGAUGAAAUAAAGGAUUUGUAUAUAAAUCUUUGUUAUAUUUUUUUUCAAACUGAUAAUUUUGUCGAAAAUUUCAAAGACAUACCAUUUUAUUAUGUUUAGUGUGUUACCUUCGGUGUUGUUCUCUUACCUCGUAUUCUUGGCUGAGAGCCUGAUUCUCUGAGACAAACCUUAAUGAGCAAAUUUGACGAUACUCUUUGAGGUCAGCUCAUAAGAAUUUCCCAUCUGCCCAUGAUUAGGAAGCAUUCCAAGGCAUAGCAUAUAAUAACGACUUAUGGUAACAGAUUCUAUUAAGUUUAAUGACAUAGGACGCGCAAGAAAGGAAAUUUUUCAGUUUAUAUAAAAAAUUAUAGCUCAUUAGUUGCAGAUUUCUUCAUUUUUUUCUUUACAUUUAGUGGUAUUUUGAGGUAACGUGCUGCCAGUGACCUCAGUCGAGUGGGGCCUUUUGAAUUGUUAGGGGUAGUUCAAAGUACAAUGACGUUUAACGUGGUGGUUCACUUGAACUGCCUUUGUUGUUGAAGCUUAGAAGGCCAGCAUCGGCUUCAAUAUCUUCUGAUUCGCGUAUUUCGGAGGCAGACAACUUUGUGGAUUAGUUUAUGUUUUUCUGCUGUAUGUAUUGAGAGUAUAUCAUGCAAAUUUGUUGGUACAUUGCUUGAUUCAAAAUUACUGUUAGUUUGAUCCGAAAGUUCAUGUGACCCUACUAACCCUUACCAAGCUUCUUCAGAAGCCAGUCCCUGUGGAUCGUACCCAACAAAUUACUACUUUGGGAUUUGGAUGGAUUAAUUUACAUUAAUCAUGUGAUAUAUGAGCCAAUAGUGUCUGAAUAGAGUUUGAAGGUAGUGUGAACAUAAAACUACAUGAUAACUAUCACAAAAGAAAAAGCGAUCAUAAACUUUAUUUCUCUGAACUCUCUGAUACUUGUUUUCAUAAGACGUGAUAAGGAGUUAGUUCUUGAUGGCAUUAGCCUUAGAGAGGCUACCCUGCUUGACCCCUGCUCGAUCGGUAAGAUCAGCGGCAGCUGCAGUCUGAAGUUUCAGGAGGACAUUAUCUGUAAAUUAUACUAAAUCAUUAUUAAUGUCGCGUUAUUCUUACUGUUACUUAGCGAGACACCUUGCGGGAUUUAAUCGAUGUAAUCUAGACAACUUAUCGAUGCCUCGUAUAGUUUACGACUGCUGCGUGUAUUCCCUCUAUUGGGGAAGGCCAGUGUUAUUGUAUUGUCUGCAAUACAUUGAAAAAUGAGUCACAACUACAAGUGUGAGACAUUUUUGUGCAUAGCUGUUGGAUACUUCUAUGUUGCUACGAUAAUAGUAAAUCAAAAAAACAGUUUUUGAAGAGAUGUUCUGGAAGUGGUGUCAGUGCAAAAAAUGCUUAUUUAUUCAUUGUGGUUCUUAUGCAUCCUUUCAACUGAACGUACCGCUACUCUCGAUGAUUUCCAGAUUGAAUAUGAUUGGGAUAACUACUGCUGAGUGCACCAGAUGCUUCCAAACUCUAUCAUCUUUAUCCUUAGGUCUUGCGCGGGUGACUAUUUGGUAAUGCCUUUUAGUUUCAACUAAGUUCAAGUGACGCGAAAAGUAUCUUGCGUUAGAUCAUUUGAACACGUUAUCACUCUUCACUUUAGGCUAACUUUGUAUUUAUCAUGCUCCAUAGGGACUACUACGUGCAUUUCAGAGUAAUUUUUUCCUUUGCACAUAUGAAGUGGAUGUUAGAUGAAACUGACGUACAUCGUAUGAGGGAGUCCCUUAUGUCAGUGACUAUUCUGGAAUACAAACAACAGUUGGACCAUGUGGCGUGUAGAAAAUGCCACUCGAUGUUUAAGUUUCUUGAUAAAUAUCCGUUUAAGCUAUCAUUUGCUACAUUUUGAAACAAUAUUUUGUGCAUGCACUUAUGCAGAAAGCUUUCUUGAGCGCCUAUGAUUUACAUCAUCAUAUUUUCACAUAUCCAUAUAUACGCAAAUAUGUAUGCAACUUCUGCAUUAGCAUUGUUACCCUGCACGCCUUUCAAAGUUACAUGCAACUCAUAAGCGAAUUUCUAAGUUCUAUGAGAUACUUUUAUCUUUUUCUCUCUGCCCACAUGGUGUAUGCGCUGUAUUCUUGUUUAUUUCCUCCCAUCACUGUUUGUCGUGGGAAGUAAUUGUUUUAUGCUAGUACUU